UUCGACCAAUGAGAAGAGGUGUGGGUGUUGAGUGUCUCCGUCCUCACUGUAUACAGUAGCGUGAGCCUCCCGUGCCCUCAGAUGACCAGACCGAGAGAGCAGAAUAACCUCCCAGCAGACCGCCUCUGAGCUACGACCUCGGAGCCCCAGAACACCGCCUCUCGGCUCCAGGUUCCGGCUCUAGUCCGGGGGACCUCUGCUUUUACACCCCGCCCGUUGGCACUUUUAUGGAUAUGAAGAAACGGACUUCCUGAGACCUGCCGUUUUUAAUUGUAUAAGCCACAAUAGAGAAGUCCUUCCGUGCCCCGUCCCCGGACCGAGAUGUCGGUGUCUCUGAGCCUCCCCGCCAAGGGCUUCCCCCCCGCCCACCUGCUGAAGGCAGACCCCCUCUUCUACCCGGGGCCCCACUACAUGAUCCAGGACAUCUUCACGGGCCCCAACAGCCUGCUGCACCCCCACCACCAGCAGCACCCCCUCAAGUCUCUGGGACGGCUCGUGUCGGACACUCAUCACCUCGCCGCGGCCAUGCCCCGCAACUUCGCCGGAGGACCUGCCCCGUCCCACUUCGCCCUCCACAACAACAACAACAGCAGCCUUAACAACAGCCUCAACCACAGCAGCCACGGGGGCUGCAGCGUGGGGUCCAUGCUCCACGAACAGUUCCUCACCAUGUCCUCCGGGGGGGUUCCGUUUCCGGGCCACAUCCCCGGGCAGAACCCCCACCACGUGUACCCCAAACACGAGGAAGAGGAGGAGAGGGGGGCUUCCGCCGGGACGGACCUCCUCCUCCAUCACUACCCCCACCAACACCACCACCAGCUCCAUCACCGCCCCCCCCCUCGCUCUGUGUCGUCGGACCUGAGCAGCAGCCCCUCCAGCGAGCGGUCCGCCGCCUCCUCGGUGUCCCCGCCCAAGGAGGGAUUCUCCCGGCUUCGGGCGUCGACGACCUCCGCCAACCGGACACGGAUGACGUCGACCCCCCGCGGCGCUGCAUCGCCGACCCGGGUAUAUAACUUCAGUGAGGACGACCUGUUCACGGUUCUGUACGGGACCCCCCGGGACGCGCAGAGCGCCGGCCGUGCGGUGUCGCCCGGGAUGAGCGGGAUAUCCGGUGAGGGAAUAUCAACGACGGGGAAUUCAGUCAAUCAGAAGCGACCGCCGGACACGGAAGCGCUUGAUCUCCCAGCAGGCCUCACCGUCCUGCAGACCAAGUGCGCGAACGCGUCCCCGUUCGGCGUCUUCACGGCGGACCACAGCGGCGUCCCCAAGGGCGCGCGCUUCGGCCCCUUCCAGGGGAAGCUGGUGAACACGAGCGAGAUCAAGACCUUCGACGACAACACGCUCAUGUGGGAGGUGUUUGAGAACGGCCGGCUGAGUCACUUCGUGGACGGUCGGGGCGGCGCGGGGAACUGGAUGUCCCUGGUGAAGUGCGCGCGGUUCCCGGAGGAGCAGAACCUGAUCGCGGUGCAGGUGCAGGGCCAGAUCUUCUACGAAGCGUGCCGGGAGGUCCCGCCGGGCGAGGAGCUGCUCGUGUGGUACGGGGACUGCUACGUGCAGUUCCUGGGGAUUCCCCUCACGCUCCGGGGGUCCGCGGAGAACAGCGGCCCCCCUCUGUCCACCGAAGACUCCGGGGAGGGCUUCAAGUGUGACCGCUGCGGGAAGGUGUUCGCCUACAAGUAUUACCGGGACAAGCACCUCAAGUACACGCGCUGCGUGGACCAGGGCGACCGGAAGUUCCCGUGCCACCUCUGCACCAGGUCCUUCGAGAAGAGAGACCGCCUGCGCAUCCACAUACUGCACGUGCACGAGAAGCACAGACCCCACAAGUGCUCUGUGUGCGCGAAGAGCUUCUCCCAGUCGUCCAGCCUCAACAAACACAUGCGCGUGCACUCCGGGGAGCGGCCGUACAAGUGCGUCUACUGCAACAAGGCCUUCACCGCCUCCAGUAUUCUGAGGACGCACAUCCGCCAGCACUCGGGCGAGCGGCCGUUCAAGUGUAAGCACUGCGGGAAGGCCUUCGCGUCGCACGCCGCCCACGACAGCCACGUCCGCCGCACGCAUGCGCAGCUCAAGGCCUUCCCAUGCGGGGUGUGCGGCGCGUCGUUCCUGGAUGAGCAGGAGAUGAAGUUUCACAUGCAAAACCACAUAAAGAGACCGCAUUUGGAAAACCCAGUUCUCCCCGUGUCGUCGUCCCGGACGGAUUAGACGGGCUCAUGGUCCUAACCAGAGACACCCCGACCCCACAGACACCGAGCGGGCAGGGGUUAAUUGACAGCGUUUUAAAGGCGUCUCAUCUUGAGUACCGACCCUGGAACUAGGGAUCCUGUUUAUCUACUCAAUGGGUGAAAUUAUAUUUAUUUGCUGCUUAAAACCAAAAAUCGUAAAAAUAUUAUUCUAUGUUAUUAUUUAAAAAGGCGUGAUGACAAUGUGAUUUCUGUUAUAUGUAUUGUUAUCUAUAUGUGCCAAUCUGUGGGUGUGUCUAGCAUAUAGCUGCGUUUUAUUUUGCUGUCUGUUUAUUUGUUUUUUAUUUGUGGCUAAAAGCCUUGGAGUAAAUGUGUUGAUAAUUAUAAUUGUAUUAUUAUUAAUAUAGCUAAAUCCAGAAGAUUUGAAUGCGUUGAAGAUGGCUUUAAAAGCAAAAUUUGAAUGCAGAAUUGUUCUAGCUAUUUGUAUAUAAGAUGAAUAAUUAAACAAAAAGCUACUCUACCAUACAUCUUAAUUUAUAAUUUUUACAAAUACUUUUUACUGUAAUGUAGGUCUACUAAAGCAUUUUAAU
Messenger RNA from Gadus macrocephalus (Pacific cod), 2773 nucleotides. RefSeq names its product PR domain containing 14 (gene prdm14). NCBI's taxonomy places the organism in Eukaryota, Metazoa, Chordata, Actinopteri, Gadiformes, Gadidae. Gene Ontology annotation, molecular function: RNA polymerase II transcription regulatory region sequence-specific DNA binding; protein binding. Gene Ontology annotation, biological process: regulation of transcription by RNA polymerase II. Gene Ontology annotation, cellular component: nucleus. The transcript is spliced from 9 exons. Bases 322 to 2205 code for a protein of 627 amino acids. The record is from RefSeq and is a predicted model, not a curated record.